GGGCAGCAGAGACAGACGGACUGGGGAAAAGAAAGCGUUUCCAGGUCAGCUCAAACAUGGAGAGAGGAGCAGAGAGACAAAGAGGAGGUGAUAGGGAGGUGGUAGGGGAAACCGGCUUGGUGGAGAGGCAGUGGGGGGAGGCAGAGGUGCUGGCUCUCAUGUCAGUGUGGGACGAGGUGGGAGCUCAGCACGUAGCUGAGAGCAGAGCCACAUUUGAGUUGAUCUCAGAACGUCUGAGGAAGCUCAGUGUUGUGCGCAGCUGGUGGGAGUGUCAGGCCAAGUGCACGAGUCUGGGACUUCAGAGCAGGAAGCGUGACGCAGCAGGCACUUCAGCAAACUACAGCCCAGGAGUGGAUGGAAGGCCAGAGGAGGGCUGGGAGGAAGAUGUGGGUAAUCAAAGAGGAAUCUACCCUUCCUCAGUCACUUUCCCAAUGCAGGAAGGUAAAUGCAUAAGGAGUCGAAUCCAUCGCGCUCUCCCUUAUACUCCGAGCGUGGCUGAAGAGGGCGGCCGCCACUGGACAGAUGAUGAGGUGCGAGCACUGUUGUGCGUCUGGGCGGACCGGCGCAUUCGAGAGCGCCUGAAGUGCACACUACGCAACAAAUCCAUCUUCCAAGAGAUGUCCCGCCAGAUGCAGAGAAACUUUGGGGUGGUACGCAACUGGAAACAAUGUCGAACAAAAUACAAGAACUUGAAGUACGACUACAAGACUGCCAAAAGUGCUCAUGCUGCUGCAGGCAGCGCCACAGGAGGCCCCGGGAAGUACAUGAAGUUCUUUGAUGAGGUGGAAGCCAUUCUGCUGGACCAAGGACUGGAAAACGGGACCAUGGAGAUGCAAAAAAAGUUGUACGAAGGUGAAAUGGGAGCAGGGAGGAUGCAAACACCAGCACAGACGACAGCUUCAGAAAGCGAGGUUGUCAUUGAAAUUGAUGAUGAUGACAAUAGUGAUGAUUAUGAUAUGGACAGAGACAUGGAAGCAAAAUGGAGAGGAUCAGGUAUGCUUCAUCAACAACCAGCAAAUUUACAACAUGUGUCUUCUGUCCUUAAUCUAUUUUUAUUCACUCCAGAUGCCGACCUAACACUCACAGACCCUUCCAGCGCUGACCACUUCCACGUGGUCACGGUGUCUGACACAGGUCGAAACUGGAGUGACCAGGAGGUGCGAGCGCUGGUUCAAGUCUGGUCCGAUGAGCGUGUGUGCAGGCAGCUGGAGAGCUCGACGAGAAAGAGAGACAUCUUUGUCCAGAUCUCCAACAGGUUAAUGCAGCAAGGUAUUGAACGUGACUGGAAACAGUGCCACACCAAGUACAAGAAUCUCAAGUACCUUUACCGCUCCCUCCAGAGAGGAAAGAGUGACGAACUUGACCCAAGACGCCUUAUGAGGUUCUAUGAUGAGGUGGACGCCAUUAUGAAUCGCACAACUAAUGGUUCACCACAGGACAGACCAGCUGCAGACAACCAAGCAGAUUCAGGGAGACUUACGAUGUUGGAGGACGGCGAGGAGAACGAACGUGUAGAUGGCUGUUUGUCAAAGAUGAGUACAGGAACAAUGGAGGAAAGAUCCUCUAGCUCCAGUUCUGUCUCGUCUUUAAACCUCGAGGUCACACCACACAGCAAAGAGCCGAGGCUGCACACAGUACAGGAGCUUCACUUGGACCAGCAGCACAGAUUAAUGAGCUCUUCUGAAAGCAGGCCAGACAAAGGGGAGACCUAUUCAGCAAACCGAGGAAUGAAGAGGAAAGCUAUAGAUCAAGACCUCACCCUGCAGACACCAGUAAAAAAACUGGGCACUGGCUCUGCCGUCGCAGAUGAGGUGAAGGCUCAGUGUAAAGAAGAGCAGGAUCCCAUCCCAAUAAUAAAGAUCAAUUCGGUGUGUUCAAUGGCCUCCCAUGAUCCAUCCCCAAAAAGAGAGGUAAUCUCUAGCCCACACUCCCAUUUAACAAAUGGUACAAAAAAUUAUUCAAUCCAGUAAAUUGAAGAAAAGUCU
Messenger RNA from Scatophagus argus, 1985 nucleotides. RefSeq lists its product as uncharacterized. Bases 57 to 1970 code for a protein of 637 amino acids. The transcript has 5 exons. The record is from RefSeq and is a predicted model, not a curated record. NCBI's taxonomy places the organism in Eukaryota, Metazoa, Chordata, Actinopteri, Scatophagidae.